This is a messenger RNA of Caenorhabditis auriculariae, 7403 nucleotides long. The record is from the annotation of a GenBank genome assembly. Lineage: Eukaryota; Metazoa; Nematoda; Chromadorea; Rhabditida; Rhabditidae.
AUGCCGGAGCUGGACGACUACAGCGCCGCCAACGGUGGAACGGAGAUUAAUGGCCGUUCGGAUAGUUUAAAAGCCGAGGAGGCAAACGCCUUGCGGGAAUGGAACCCUACGAAGCUUCUGAGGGCCCUUUAUGAGGUAUUUUCGACCAAAAGUGAGUAAAACGAUAAUUUUUCAGGUUUCCUACGAGCCAAGAGUAGAAACCAAACGCAAUCGCUUUAUUAAUAUCGAAGGACAUGUUGAGGUAAUAUUUGUAUUUUUGAAGCUUUCAAUAGGGACUUUGCAAUUUUAUGCACUACCUCUGACUUCCCAAAACUUUAAUGCCGCGUUUAAAGUAAUAAAACUACACGCGGAGAAAUUGUUUUUCCUGUUUACAGCCACGAGCCGAAAUUAUGCGCGCCGAUAUUCGUUGGCAACAUUCCAACACAGUUUUUUUCUUUUUUUUUUUUUCUUCUUUUUUUACAUAAUUUUUUUUCUUUUUUUCAAUUUUUCAACCCGUUCAAAGCUAUUGAUUUUAGAAAUAGUACGAAUGAAAACCUUUAGUUAAUUUUUCGACUGUUUGAACUUGAAAAAAGUUCAAUUUUUGGUGGUAUGAAAAAAACACCAGCGAAAAUUCAAACGGCGACUUUUCCGAUUUUUUCGUAUCGCUACAGAACUUUCCGACGGCCACCUUUCCGACGAAUCCUUUCCGACUCUUUUUCUCGAUAAACUUUUCGUUUUAAAUCUCCCUAUAUAAAGUAGGUAGUUGGUUAAUGAUUAAAACACAAAGAAAAAAACAAUGUUUAUAGAUGUUUUAUAAACCGAAAAACUUAAGGGAAAAAAGUCGGAAAUGGAUCCGUCGGAAAUGGAUCCGUCGGAAAGGUGGCCGUCGGAAAGUUCCCUAGCGAUAUGAAAAAAUCGGAAAAGUCGCCGUUUGAAUUUUCGCUGGUGGUUUUUUCAUACCACCCAAUUUUUCUCAAAUUUCGUAUUUAUCGUGUUUAUUUUUUUUUUUCCAACGGAUGUAUCGGAGUGUUUGAAGUUGCAGGUCUCUAAACUAUGGCGGGUAUUGGAUUACCGAAAGUGUUAAAUUUGAAAAAAAGGUUAAUUUUUGUUCAAAAAAAAUUUCUAAUUUCUUUUUACAAUCUUUGAUUUUGUUCACAAAAAAAUUCAGAUUCGUCAGGGAAAGACGGGCGGCUCGUGUGAAGGUAGCGCGUAAUUUUCGACGCCACGGGCAAUAAGAAAUUUGUUUAUUUUUUUCCUAUAGAUCUCUUAAUAACUAGUUAAUUUAAUUCAGAAAAAAAGUAUUGAAUUUUUUUUCAGCUCAUUCGAACAAGACGUUGUGGUCAGCCGGAUAAAUUUGCAAUUUAUCAUGUCUCGAUUGUGUCAAAUUCACAGCUUUUUAAAUUCUCCUUUGUUUCAAUGAUUUUGUUUUUGUUUUAUUACGCAUUUAUUUCCUCCAUCUUUUUAUUUGAAUAAAGAUGAUGAGCAUCAAUUUCUUGAGGAAUAAAUGUAAAAAAACAAAGCUGCUUAGUUAAUCAAAUUCAAAACCUAAUAACAGAAACUGUUUUUUUGUCAAAUUUCUCUGAAAUGCAGAAGAAAACAAUGAAUUUUUUUUAUUAGAAAAAGUUCCAUAAAGAGAGAUCCAAGUUUCCCGUGUAGUCUUUCGGCGUGUCCUCCGUAAACCGAUCGUCUAGGCCUGAAAGAAGAAAAAAAUUUUUCCAAAAAAGAAAGGCUAAUUGAACCUUGGUAUUAAUUUUUUUCGUGUAAAACUGAACAGACAAGACAUAUUGAAAAAUGAAAGAAAAAUAAUAUCGAAGAACAAGAAAAACUCACGAAUUUAUGCUUGACUGUAGAGACGAACAUUUUGCGUUACCUUCACACGAGCCGCCCGUCUUUCCCUGACGAAUCUGAAUUUUUUUUGUGAACAAAAAUCAAAGAUUGUAAAAAGAAAUUAGAAAAAUUUUUUUUGAACAAAAAAAUUAACCUUUUUUUCAAAUUUAACACUUUCGGUAAUCCAAUACCCGCCAUAGUUUAGAGACCUGCAACUUCAAACACUCCGAUACAUCCGUUGGAUAAACACGAUAAAUACGAAAUUUGAGAAAAAAAUUGAACUUUUUUUCAAGUUCAAACAGUCGAAAAAAAUUAACUAAAGGUUUUUCAUUCGUACUAUUUCUAAAAAUCAGUAGCUUUGAACGGGUUGAAAAUUGAAAUUAUGUAAAAAAAGAAGAAAAAGAAAAGAAAACUGUGUUGGAAUGUUGCCAACGAAUAUCGGCGCGCAUAAUUUCGGCUCGUGGCUGUAAACAGGAGAAACAAUUUCUCCGCGUGUAGUUUUAUUACUUUAAACGCGGCAUAAAUUUCGCUUUGAACACUACAUUAUUUUGUGGCGUGAAAAAAAAAAACUGAAAAUCGCUCAAAAACGUAAAAAAGGGGGGAAAUACAAAAUUUUGUACGUUGGAGCAACUUUGGCGCUCCAAUGAACACUUUUUUGAACUUUGAAAAUUUUCCCAUUUUCAUUUCAUUUCCAGGUUCCUUCUGAUGAAACGAAUAAUGCGGAAGAAUUGGAACGCGAAUGGCGCCAAGAAUAUGUUCGAACCAAAGAGGGACGGCUCCAAAUUUUUGCCGUAAUUUUCAAAAAAUAAUUCAGAUUUUAUUUAUUCCAUUCAGACACAUUACGCUGGCGAGGCUCCGGUUCGGGAAAUAAUUCUUUCUGGAGCUGACGUCGAUGCGAAUCGGGAAGAACGAACUUUCAAUAUUCAUGGAGGCCGAGAACACAUUAAAUACUUCAUUCGGUUAGUUUCAAAUUUAAAAAAAUGAUUUUAUUGUCGUUUUCAGUGUCCCUUCGAAUGUUUUCGACAAAUGGCGUCAAGCUUUACUCUCUCAUUGUGCUUCUUCGCAAAUUGACGCCUAUGUCAAGCCUUUCCCCGGAGCUUUUAGGCAUCUUACAGAGGUUUUGAUGAAAAUGAUUAUUGGAAGUUUCGAUGUCAUCCGUUAUUUUCAUCGAUUCCGGGAAAAAAUAUUCGGAAAAUAAAGAGUGCAAAAUAAGAAAAAUUCCGUUAGAGAGAAAUUGCAACCCUUUCGCUCCGCGGUACUUUAGGCGAGCCUUUUUAGCGGAAUUUUCAAUUUUUUCUUGUUUCUUUUGUUUAUUUUUUCUGUUUGUUCUUGUGUGUUCAAAUUGCACGGAAAAUUAUUAAGAUACUCAUUUUUCUGAACGUUUCUUUUAAAAAGGUCCACCAAUUGGCUCAUUUUCACUUCAAUUAGAAUGCUUUUAUUCAUUUUCCAACAAAAAAUGUUCAUUUGAUUAUCCGGAAUCACUUUUCUAGUGCACUUUUGUACAGAAAAUCGCAACUAUCUCGGGAAAAAUUAUUGAAAAAAAUGAAUUUUUUUGGAUAUGAUGUGAAUUUUUUUCCGGCCAUUGUUUCGCUGUUUUUUUGAAAAAGAUACUAGAAUUUUUUUCAAUUUGGAAUACGAUUUUUCAUUUUAAUAAUAAUAGUUUAUUCAUUGCCAUAAAAAAACUUUAGGUAGUAUAGAAAAAAAUUAUAAGUGAUCAAUUUUGAACGGAAAUCGGAUAAGUUUUAAAAAAUCCUGAAAAUAAACUUUCGGCGGUACUCGAAUUUAUUAGAAAAUGGAUUUUUCUUCAGAUUUUUUUAUGCUAUUUUCCAUUUGGCGUUUUUUUAAAAAAAGAACUUGAAAAAAAGCUGGAGAAAAAAAUUGAAAACUUUCAAAAAAACGUGAUUUUUUUCAGCGAGUUUUGAUCCUGGAACUCGGAUCCUGUUCGAUUCGAGCCGGUGUUCUGACAACUGAACCCUCAUUACCACAAGUUUUCUUCCCGGCGAUCGCGAUUCGGAAAGAAAAUGGGGAAAUUGUCGUCGGCGAGGAUGCUUACCUACCUGAGGUUAUAUUUUUUUUCAUAAACUAUCUAAAUAUAACUGUUUUUUCCACUUUAGAUCCGGCACCAAGGCGAUUUCGUCAAACCAAUCGAGGCCCAUGAUCCUUCCGUUGAACGGUAUACCAUUGAUAAGGAGGUUUUUCUUCAAUCUCCUUGAUAAAAUUAUUAAAAAAUUGAUUUUCUAGGUCCUAAAAGCCUGUAUCGGUAAAGUGGUGAAAGACCUCAAGAUCGACCCGAAAAUGUACAGGGUUUGUUUCGAAAAAAUGUCUUUAUUGAAAAAAUGAAUUUUUAGAUAUUUACUGUCGAUUCCGCACAAUAUUCCCACAGCACUGAUUGGUGAGCUGCUGGGAAUUUGUUUGAAUGAAGUAAAAUUUCAGGUGAAUUUUUUUGUUCUCUAAACAUAUUUUAAUGGAAAUAUUCGAAGCUUGAAGUGGAAUUUUGUAUUUUAAAAGAGUAGAAAGCCUAAAAAAAAAAUCAAAUUUUUCAAGCUUCACUCGAUAAAAUCGUCAUUUUUAGAGUUUUAAAAGAAAUUUUUGAACUGGAUUACUUAUUUUAUGGCUCUCCAUAGGUUCAGAAAUAAAUUGACUAACGAAAUUAUGGUUGGAAAAUUUUCUAACAGACGUGUUUCUACUAGAAAACAGGAUUUUUCACCAUUUCAUCAUUUUUUAGCCUCUAAAGAACUGUUAUCGAUUAAAAUUAAGAUUAAUUUUAUUCACUGAGAAUUUAAUUCACAACUUUUCGAGUUUUGCCAGAUUUUCCAAGAAUAUUUCGCCUUUUUUUCGGAUGAUAAAAAGGAAUUUUCGAGCUGGAUUACUUAUUUUUAUGGCUCUCAAUAGGUUUAGAAAUAAAUUGACUACUGAGAUUUUGGUUGGAAAAAUUUUUCCAACAGACAUAUUCUUACUAAAUACCUGAGUUUUUUUCAGAAUUUUCUCAUAUUUUUUUAGCCUGAAAAACGGCUAUUUUCAAUUUUUUUAAUAAAUGUUAAAUUUAUUGAUUGAAAAAUUUCCUGUACAGCGUGUUCAAUUUUGCUAGAUUUCUUGCUCUUCUAUUGAGGUUUUUCAUCAUUUUUCCGAGUUACAGAAUAAACUAGAUUUUGAUAGAUCUAUGGAUUUCCGAGAUUUAAGUUGGAAAUUUUUCGUAACAGUCGUUUUUCCUACAAGAAAACUGAUUUUUUUGAAAUCGUUUUUUUGCAUAUUUUUUUAGCCUGAAAUUGGCUAUUUUCGAUCCUAAGAAAAAUUAAAUGUAUCGAUUGAAAAAAUUCACGUUCAAGUUUUUAAGGAUCAUUUUGAAUAUCUGUACUAAAUCAAGCUGAUUUGCAAUUUUUUUCCUGAAUUUUAUCAGUCAAAUUCAAAUUUUCCAGGCCGCCGCCAUCACCCGUCAUCCCUCACUGAUUCUCUACGCCUAUGACGUCACGACUGGUGUCGUCAUCGAUAUUGGAGAUCGACUUCACAUUGUUCCAGUCAUUGAUGGUCAAUAUUUGAAUGAUAACGGGAAAACUUGAGAAAAUGAAAGAAUACAGUGCUUUGUUACCCUAAAAAUGUCUAUUUUUUGGAAUUGUGAUCGGGAAAAUUCUUCAAAAUGAGAAAAAUAAGUGUCAGCAACAAUUAUGGCGUUCUUAUGAACUCAUUUUUAUUCAAAAAUUUGAAUUUCGCGUCUUUUUCUGGGGAAAAAUCAUCUUUUUUGAAGCUUUUGUUUCUAGUUUGCUCAAUGGAAAACUUAUGCUGAGAGGUUUAAAGGCGCAUGAAGGUCUCAGAGUGAAAAAUAUAUUUCAGUGAUUUUCAAGGUUGUUCAAGGCUUUUGCUCCUUUAAAAACUUUUAAAAAGUAUUUUAAAUUUCAAUAUGCGAAUUUUUAGCUUUCUGAAGCAUAGAUCGCCCAUUUAAUAAAGUUAUUUCCGAUGAAAAGAUCCUCAUUUCUUCAAAAUUUCUUUUUACUGAAUAUCAAAUUUAUAUGGCUCUAGUCCUUAUAAGGGAAAAACUAUCCUGUUUUUCUUGAAAACCAUCCAAAAUUUCUUCCAGGAUACGUCGUUGAAUCGGCUAUUUGCUCGAUUCCCUACGGCGCCACCCAAGUUCGGGAAUCCCUCCGAACUUCCCUCAUCGCCAAUAAUAAAGGCCUCUAUGGGUUCCAAAGUCCCGUCGAGAAGCUCAUUUUGCGAUACGUUCUUGAACAGGUUGGAAUUUCGCGGGAUUAUUUAUAGUUAUAAUUUUUUUAAAAGCCUAAUAAAUUUCAAUUUUUUUGAAACUAAGUGUCCUUUGAAGAAGAAAAAUGCGUGACGCCUGACCUUGUUUUUUUGGAAAUUGAAAGCCCAAAAAUAAUUUUUUUGUCGAAAAGUUGAAAGAUAGAAAUUCGAAAAAAAUGACGAAAUUCGGUCUUUUUGAAUUUUUGCCAAGUUUUUUUGAUGUCUUUUUUUUCUCACUAUCAGUUCGUUAAAAAUUAUCAGCGAAUGAAGUGAAUUUUAAUCAUUCAAAACCUUUUCGGAUGGGUAAAAUUGGCUCUACUUCUUGGGUUCAAUUUUUAAAAAGCUGGAUUUUUUUUUUGUAAAAUUUCAAUCAAUUUAUUUUUCAGACUUUUUUUUAGCCUUAUAAAAAGAUAACUGAGUUUUUUUCCAGACAAGUUACGUCCCUGAAGACUACGCUAGAGAAGAAAAGAACGAAAGUCGUCAUGUGAAAGUUUCCUUGGACGAUUUCGACCCGACGCCCGGCAUGCAAACGAAAUUUGAUGUCAGUUUUUUGAAAAUUGUAUCACUUAAAGAUUCAAAAAUAAUUACAGAUCGAUACGUCGCGAUUCAUGUGCACUGAGGGACUUUUCCGACCGAAAAAGUGGGGAAUCGACGCGAAAGGACUUCAUCAAUUGAUUCAUGAAGCCGUUCUUCAGAGCCCGAUCGAUAGUAGGAGAACGCUUUAUCGGUUGGUUUUUAUGGAAGAAGUGAAAAUAGGGAAUUCAAAGUUUUUAUUUCGUUGGAAAGGCCCUUUAGAAGGUGUUUAGAAGGAGUUUGGUAUUAAAAUUCGAGAAUCUGUAGAUCUUUCGAAAUGCAGCAUUUUUAAAGACUUUUCAUCCUUAAAAUUGCCUCAUUUUACUUGAAAAAAUGUUCAAAAUCACCUGGGAAAAACUUUGGGCACCUAAUUUUCAUUCUACAGUCAGCAAGAGUUUAGAACUUUAAAAAAAAUCAAGGAAUUAUGACUUCUCCAAUUAUUAUCCCUGAAAAUCUGAUUUUCAGGAACAUCUACCUUGCUGGUGGCGCCUCUCUAAUGCCAGGCCUUGCCGAAAAACUCGAGCAAGAACUUUCAACGAUUGUUCCGAACACAAUCCACACUCAGGUAUUUUUUCAUCCCAUUUUCAAAUCCAAUUAAAAAAUUUUCAGGUCAACAUUUCCCCCUGGCGGUACAAUGCGGCCUAUUUGGGUGCCCAGGUAUGAAAAUUCCUUAUAUCAUAUUUGAUUCUAAAAAUUAUUUUCAGAUCGUCGCGUCUGCUUCGACUUUCUCGGACAGUUGCGUCACUUCCGAACAACUGCCCAAGUUCCUGGCCCAACUUCAAUCUUUUUAA